Messenger RNA from Gadus morhua (Atlantic cod), 4723 nucleotides. RefSeq names its product protocadherin 18a (gene pcdh18a). Gene Ontology annotation, molecular function: calcium ion binding. Gene Ontology annotation, biological process: homophilic cell-cell adhesion. Lineage: Eukaryota; Metazoa; Chordata; Actinopteri; Gadiformes; Gadidae. The coding region runs from base 431 to 4243 and encodes 1270 amino acids. The record is from RefSeq and is a predicted model, not a curated record. Gene Ontology annotation, cellular component: plasma membrane. The transcript is spliced from 4 exons.
AGACACCGAGAGAGAGCGAGAGAGAGAGUAGGAGGAGAAAGUGAACGCUCCGCGAGCACAGAGCCAACCCAGUGAGUUCAGUGAGCAGAGCGCAGAGAUCGGAGCUCAGUCUCAACAGCAUCGGGGCUGUGCGCCACAGAAUUGUUGAGCGGAUUCGUGAGAAGAAGUGCAUGCAGAAAGAGCGGACAUUUCUUCAAAUGGAAACGAGCGAAGCAGAUAGAAACGGCAUGAUUUAAAGCGAUCCCGUUUUAUGCGUAUUUUCUCUCGAUCCGCGUAAAAAGGAAAUGCGAUCUCCAAAUCGGAGCGCACGGCAUUUCCCAAGUUUCCAGAGGAAUUGAUGCUCGUUUGAAAAUUGGACUUCUCAUAGGCAGAGCUGUUUUCGUUUCAUUAUUUUUUGCUGUUGGUGAAAACAUUAUUGUGAGGAAAAAAAAUGGAAGGACUUUGUAGUACGAUGUGGAAAGUUAUAGUGCUUUUGGCCAUCGCGUCCCUCGCGAGCGGCAAGACGCUGAAAUACCAGAUCUAUGAAGAACAAAAAGCAGGCACAGUGAUCGCCCGUUUGAAAGACGACGUUGCCGAUGUCUUGGCCAAACUUCCCAACACGGUGUCUCUGCGCUUCAGGGCGAUGCAGCGAGGGAGCAUGUCUUUGCUGGCGGUCCGCGAGGCGGACGGAGAGAUCAGCAUCAAGACCAAAAUCGACCGCGAGAAACUUUGCGAAAAGAACCUUAACUGUUCCAUCCAAUUCGACGUGCUGACCCUCCCAACCGAGCACCUGCAGCUCUUCCACGUCGAGGUGGAGGUGUUGGAUAUCAACGACAACACGCCCCAGUUCGCCCGCUCCAUUAUCCCCAUCGAGAUAUCCGAGAGCGCGGCGGUGGGAGCGCGCAUUCCCCUGGACAGCGCCACCGACCCGGACGUUGGGGAAAACUCCCUGUACAGUUACGCGUUGGAACCAAACAAUUUCUUCAAGAUCGACAUCCAGUCCAGGACCGACGGCGCCAAAUACGCGGAGUUGGUGGUGCUGAAGGAACUGGAUCGGGAGGUGCGGGCGGGUUACGAACUCCAGUACACCGCGUCUGAUAAGGGCGUUCCCGCAAGAACAGGUUCGACCCUCCUCAGAAUCAGUGUUGCGGACUCCAAUGAUAACAGUCCUAUUUUUGACAAGUCGUCAUACAUCAUUAACUUACCCGAAAACGCACCUGUUGGCACACUACUGAUCAACCUAAACGCCACCGAUGCGGACGAGGGGACCAACGGCAAGAUAGUGUACUCCUUCAGCAGUCACGUGUCUGGUAAAAUAUUAGACACGUUUAAAAUCAACCCAGACAGCGGUCACAUGACCCUGAUCAGACGCGUGGACUAUGAGACCGCGAGCUCGUAUGACAUCGACGUGCAAGCGCAAGACAUGGGGCCGAACUCCAUGCCUGCGCACUGCAAGAUCCUGGUCAAGGUGGGAGACGUGAACGACAACAAGCCAGACAUCAGCAUCAACCUCAUGUCCUCCCAGGGGAAGGAAGACGCGGCCUACUUAUCCGAGGCCUCCCCUUUGGAUACCUUUGUGGCUCUGGUGCGCGUGGAGGACAUGGACUCGGGACUAAACGGGGAGAUAGUGUGCAAACUGCACGGCCAGGGCUACUUCAAACUGCAGAAGACCUACGAGAACAACUACCUGAUCCUCACCAACGUGUCCCUGGACCGCGAGAAGAGGUCAGAGUUCAGCCUGACGGUGGUGGCGGAGGACCGGGGAACCCCCAGCCUCUCCACCAUCAAGCACUUCACGGUGCACGUCACCGACGAGAACGACAACCCGCCGCGCUUCGAGAAGGGCCGCUACGAGAUCUUCAAGUCGGAGAACAACGCGCCCGGGGCGUACCUCUACUCGCUGGUGGCCACCGACGCCGACCUCAAUGCCAACGGCCAGGUGAGCUACUCCAUCGUGGAGAACAACAUCCACGGCAGCUCCAUCUCCACCUACGUCACCAUCGACCCGUCCAACGGCGCCAUCUACGCCCUGCGCACCUUCGACCGCGAGGACGUCAGCCACAUCUCCUUCGUGGUGCAGGCCAAGGACGCCGGCUCCCCGGCGCUCUCCAGCAACGCCACCGUGUCCCUCAACAUCCUGGACGAGAACGACAACCCGCCCGCCAUCGUGGUCCCGCAGCUGUGGAACUUCACCGCCGACGUGCCCGUGUCAAAGUUCACCGAGGCGGGCCACCUGGUCACCGCCCUGAGGGUCACCGACCGCGACACGGGGGUCAACGCCGAGCUCAUCUGCUCCAUCGCCGGGGGCAACGACGAGGGCUUCUUCAUCAUGGACCCGCGCACGUGCGAGGUGCACGCCAACGCCAGCCUGGAGGGCUUCCCCCGCGAGAGGGCGGAGCUGGCCGUGUUGGUGCGGGACCAGGGCAGCGAGAGCCUGAGCGCCAAGGCCGUGCUGAAGAUCACGCUGUACGAGAACAUGGAGAACCACGUGCAGGUGAUGGACCCGGGGGAGUCCUCCUUCGACGCCUCCCUCAUCAUCAUCAUCUCGCUGGGCGCCAUCUGCGCGCUGCUGCUGGUCAUCAUGGUGGCGUUCGCCGCCCGCUGCAGCCGGGAGAAGAAGGAGACGAGGAACUCGUACAACUGCCGCGUGGCGGAGUCAAACCACCAGCACCACCCCAAGAAGCCCUCGCGGCAGAUCCACAAGGGGGACAUCACCCUGGUGCCCACCGUCAACGGCACCCUGCCGAUCCGGGCGCACCAUCGCUCGCCUCUGACCACGCCCCCCUUGGACCGAGCGCCAAUGGGAAGCAGGCAGAGUCACCACAGCAGGCAAUCGUUGAACAGCCUGGUGACGAUCUCGUCCAAUCACAUCCCAGAGAGCUUUGCGUUGGAGCUGACCCACACCACGCCCCCAGUGGAGCAAGUCUCACAGCUUCUGUCCAUGCUCCAUCAGGGCCAGUACCAGCCCAGACCCAGUUUCCGUGGCAACAAAUACUCCCGCAGCUACAGAUAUGCACUACAGGACAUGGACAAGUUCAGCCUGAAGGACAGUGGUCGUGGGGACAGCGAGGCCGGGGACAGCGACUAUGACAUGGGCCGCGAGUCCCCCGUGGACAGGCUGAUACUGGGAGAGGGCUUCUCUGACCUGCUGCACCUUGAGAUGCACCACAGGCUCCACCCAGCUAUGAGACUGUGCACCGAUGAGUGUCGUGUACUGGGCCACUCAGACCAGUGCUGGAUGCCCCCUCUGUCGUCCCCGGCGUCCUCCGACUACCGCAACAACAUGUACAUCCCAGGGGAGGAGUCUCAGGCGCAGCCCCAGUCCCACCUCCUCCACCAGCAGCAGCAGCAGCAGCAUCAGCACCAUCUCCUCCACCACCAGCAGCAGGUUGCCGACGACGACCAGGCCUCCCUGGAAUCCGAGCGCCGCAAGAGCUUCUCCACCUUCGGCAAGGAGUCGGGCAGCGAGGAGGAGGUCUCGCCGGGCGUGGCCGUGGGCGUGGCCAUGGGCGGAGCAGGAAGUGAUGCGUGCGGGGCGAUGGCGCCGGGAAUGGGCGGUUCCCUGCUGACGGAAAUGAACCACGUGUUCCAGCGCCUGCUGCCCCCCAACGGGAACAACGCCUACAGCGACUGCGGCGAGCCCCUCGCCUUGGCCCCGCCCUCCUCCUCAGCCGCAGCCGCCGCCGCCACCGCCGUCGGCCCCGCCCCCGGGCCGCCGCCCGUCAACUCCUCGUCCACCUCGGAGCGAGGCACCGCCUGCGGGAGCAGCGGCGGUAACCACGGCAACAGCAACGCCAUGCCCCAGGAGAACCGAAAGGGCCUGUUGCCGGGCGGGAAGGUUCCGGUCUACCCCCCCGGGGUGGCGGCCUGGGCGGCCAACGCCCACUACCUGACGAACCCCGGCAACGGUAACCACGCGGCCGCCCCCUGUUUGCCCCCGCCGUCCUCCACCUGCCCCUCCGCCUCCUCGCCCUCCUCCAACAACAACAACGCCCCCAACAACGGACAGCCCCCGCACCUAAAAUGGCUGCCGGCGAUGGAGGAGAUCCCCGAGAACUACGAGGAGGACGAGUUCGACGGGGUCUUCCAGCAGUGCAACCCCGGGGUCGCUAAGCGCGUCGCCGCGGCCGACGGGCCCCGUGAGGGCGGCGGAUGCGGCGGCGGCGGCGGCGGCAACGGUGGCGGCAACGGCGGCGGCAUGGACGCCAGCGAGCUGGUCAACGAGAUCAACAAGCUGCUGCAGGACGUUCGCCAGGGCUCCUGAAGGAACAGCUGGUUCUUCCGGAGAACCGUUCCCCUGAGGACAUUGACUUGACUUGAGGCCUGUGAAUGUUCUCCGCUGCUCGGAGCCGGAGGCGAGGUCACUUCUUCUUCUUCAUGGGGGGGGGGGGGGGGUGAGACUGAACCGCGCUCCGUACACAUGAACACCGUCACGCUACCACCACUUAGUGCUAUAGACUCAAGGGCCGAGAGACGGUGAGAGCGAGAGGGGGGGAGAGAGAGAGAGAGAGAGAGUGAGAGAGAGAGAGAGAGAGAGAGAGAGAGAGAGAGAGAGAGAGAGAGAGAGAGAGAGAGAGAGAGAGAGAGAGAGAGAGAGAGAGAGGGAGGGAGGGAGAGGGAGAGGGAGAGAUGAAUCUUGUGGAUGCUCUGAGGUGGUUGAUGAAAAAGGACGUUCUUCUGUACAUUGACAUGAAAAGACUCUUACAGAGACUUGAGGUUUUGUCAUUUUGUAUUGUUUACACUC